Messenger RNA from Dermacentor silvarum, 8119 nucleotides. RefSeq names its product E3 ubiquitin-protein ligase MSL2 (gene msl-2). The record is from RefSeq and is a predicted model, not a curated record. Gene Ontology annotation, molecular function: ubiquitin protein ligase activity. The transcript has 2 exons. Gene Ontology annotation, cellular component: MSL complex. Bases 103 to 1224 code for a protein of 373 amino acids. NCBI's taxonomy places the organism in Eukaryota, Metazoa, Arthropoda, Arachnida, Ixodida, Ixodidae.
CAAAACAUGGGUCAGAACGAGCGCUAAAUGCGCAUGAAAAGUCGGUUUUUAAUGUUUUGCGGGCGCGAGGGAGACCUCCAAAGCAAGCCCGCAUUGUGAAUCAUGAACGCUUUGAACCUCUACCUAGAAGCGUGCCGAAAAGUGUUCGAAUCGGACCCCGAAGACCACAGUGCCUGGGCUGACAUAUAUCGCCUGCUGUCUCUGCUUAGGCAGGCACUUGCGUGCAGUGUGUGUUCCGAUCUCCUGGUCGUCCCGAUGUCUUCGUCUUCGUCCAAGUGUCGGCACGCGGUGUGCAAGGGGUGCGUAGGUCAGACAAUGCGGCUGAGCGCACCCUGCGUCGACUGCAACAACAACACGUCCGCUUUCACCGAGAACCUGCAGCUACGCAUUGUGCUACAGUGCUACAAAAAGAUCUGCCGCUACCUGAGUGCGCCAAGUUUUCAGAGGAAGUGGGGUAGUCUGAAUGGUGGUACAAAUAUUACUUUCAGGGACAUUGUCGUCGAAGGAUCGCGCCUGGCCGAUAACUAUCGGCACGCCGAGCCAACUUCGACUAGCCUACCGUCGACGUCGUCCGCAGUGCCUUCCUUGGCAGCUUCGUCUUCUUUUUCUCCGUCUUUAUCAUCACCGUGUGUAGCAGCAGCAUCCACAACCGUACCUACCCAAGCAUCGCGUGUUGUGAAUCGGACUUCGGCCGUAGCCGCGGCCGCGGUUACGAAAAGUGUGAACGGUGACAGGACGCGUCGCGCUGCUGUGCUGCUCAAUGGAGAUGCAAUGGCACUAGCGCACGAUCGUGCCAUUUCGGCGCCGUACAAGCUCAUAAAGGUGCCCGCAGUACUGGAGAUCAGCCGAUCCGGUUCAGAUUCGACGUCAGCAUCAGAGUGCGGCAGCCCUUCGGCAGCGGCACCCCCGACGCCAACCACCGUGCUGCAUUACCAGCGGCCAGUGACAUCGGCGGCACGCAGGGGCUGUCGAUGUGGCGCGGCGAGCCUGAAUCCGGGCAAGCUGACGUGCUGCGGCCAGCGGUGUCCUUGCUACGUGGCCGGCGCCAGCUGCAAGACGUGUCGCUGCAAAGGGUGCCGCAACCCGGUCGACAAGAUCACCCAGCUCUGGGGCGAGGCUCUGCAAGUGGGCAGCGGCCACGAUGCCGUCAAGGCGGGAGCCGACGGCAAGCCGUCCUCCGAGCCACGGACACACGUGGUGCACAUCGUGCAGGUGGACGAGUGACGCAACGCCAGCAUGUGCAUGGACCAUCUGUGUAUUAUCGUGUUUCUGUUUCAUCACAUCUUCAUUCAGGCCAUCAGCACUGUGGGUCUACCUGUCCGAGGACAAUGUGACGAAGGGCCUUCCUGGAGAAGGUGUACAUGCUGUGGUAUACAUUAGUGGCAGACCCAGUGGACUCUAGCAUGGCAACGACCUACUGGCUGAACACCGCGGGCGGUUUUCGCCAUUGGCUGCUUUGCAUGCGUCAUCACGUCUUGCAGGUCUCGAGGGCGUUGUUAGGACGCCAGUCGACAGUCUUGGUUUCAGGCUUUUGGCUGGCAGGCAUUUAAGGGCUGUCGCAUGCUUGACAGUAGCCGUGACAUAUUGACAUAAAGGUUGCGGAAUAAGGGCACCACGGUUGCAGACUGCAAAUAUAGAAAGUGCGGUGUGACAUUUCUUAUUGCCUUUUCAGACAUCCGUACAUGAAUUUUCAGCUGUGAGACACAUAAACGUAACACAGUGCACUAAAAUAUUUUUUCAUUUAUAGCAAUGACAAGAUUCUGUCGUAGCAAAAAGCCAUUCCUUGAAAUUCUAAGUUUCUGUAAGGCUCUGAUAUAUCUGUUUAUUUUCUGCGUGGAAAAUAUUUUUUACUUCACUCACAGUUUAUGACCAUAAUACUGAUUUCAGAUGCGUAAUGCUGAUAUAGAGGAAGUAACUGUAACCACAUUUUGUUACACACAGUAACUACUUUAACAUUUUAAUUUUGCUAGAUCUGGUUACAGUAUAUGAUUUCUGUGUGCCUUGUAGGUACCGACAAUCCGAUUCUGCUCCCUGACUUUUAAAGCGAUUGCUUUGUAACUAAAAAAAAGUUUGUGAAAGGAAUGCCUGGUAGGUAAAGCUUGUAUUUCUUGUAGAAUAAAGCACAGCAUGGCAGUCUGUAUUCGUGGUACCUCAUCUUUCACACCUAUGUCAUGUGCCUUGUGGUAUGUUUUGACUAAGCGUGGUACUCCUGAUGGCCUCUUUGUGCUUACUCUGUGUCAAGCUCAGGUUUCUUAACUAUGCUUGUUGCAGUGAGCUGCUAGUCUGCAGUCAAAUUACAGCCCAGAUGCCUGCUGAUCGAAGCAAUAAUUCCAUUUUUCAGGCCACUUCGCAAAACAGAAUAUUUUGUGCCAAAGGGAGUGUAAGUUGAGAGACUGCUCUUGGUUUGUCUACUCGAAGAUGUUAAUAAGCGUUUGUCAGUAUUCUGUGUUGCAAAGCUUUGUAAAGGCCCAGGAAGAAAGCAUGUCUAGCAAAAGAACAAUUGUGGGCUUGAGCCAAAAUGUAGACACUGUCAGUGUUGUGCUUAGAUGAUGAACUGUUUGGCAGCAUGUUUUAAACAACCUAUGAAUGACAACUACAGCUUGAUGUUCCUGAGUUACAUUGUACUGUUCCUUGUUUUCUCCUGGUGCCUGUUCUAUUGUGUUCAGAUGUUGGUAUGCCUUACUUGAGGUGCAAGAUGGGCCGGAAGUUUGAUAAUCAUUUAACAUCCAUAAAACAUUUUUAUAUGCUUUAGUCUGUCACGUUUUGAGGAGGGCAGCACUUUGAAGCAAGCAGUGCUGACUUUGGAUCACUGCCUUAGACCAUGAGAUCAAGAUUCACUUGUUGCACAUCGUAUGAAUUUCAUCAUCACAGAGGAAACACAAUACGAAAUAAAGAUUAAUGCUUAGCUUUACACUCUGCACUCUUUUAAUAUCUCAAUCAAGUAGGCAUUCAUCAUAUUGCAAGUUUUGCACUGCCAAGAAAAAACAUGCCACUAUGUCAAAUAAUGGGCCAGCCAUGACAGAUCUUACUAUGUGAACAAGUUUGUUGAGCGCUGAAUAAUUGUAUAAGAUGUCGUUCAGCAUUGCACUAAGUUGGAAGACAAUUUCUCAACAUAUUGCAUAUAUGGUUGAGUUACUUAAUCUAGCAAACAUUGCUACAUUUUCUUUUAAGAACCUUGGUUGCACCACUGGUAAAACUUCUGCCCACGCUUUUUGUUCUAUACCUUUAAUACACGCUUUUCCUUUGGUAUCAAUGUUCUAUUGGUAAAUAUACAUUGACUGAAGCUCUGGCAUUGUUGCAUCAUCAUUAACAUAGCCCUGUCAGAAGGAGGUUAUCUUCCUGUUUCUUUUUUUAGCCUUGUCUUUGCACAGGGUGUUACUAAGAGCAAGAAAGCAAAGUAGUUUGUAUAUUUAAUGAUUGCUUUACUAACUGAGGUGUCAGUUAUAACAAGCUCAAGGAAAUAGAAAUGCAAAAGGAAAUGUAAUUCUAGAUGGUUUUCAGGGGAAACACGGGAAAUGCAGGAGUUGGAAACUGAAGACGAUGCGCAACACAAGAACAAGGUGAGAGCAGGAGCCAAUGUUUUGACAAGUGGACUUGUCUUUUUCAAGGCUAGAAAAAGACAAGUCCACUUGUCAAAACAUUGGCUCCUGCUCUUAACUUGUUCUUGUGUUGCUCAUAGUUGCUUUUCAGUAUCAGUUCCAUGUCUUUUCAGUGCAUUUUACUGAGGUUCUUUGAUGAACGCUGACACAAAUGCCCUUAAGGUUAAGGUUAAGUACUAUGGUUCUUGUUAAGAAAUUAUACAGAGUCCUUAUUUUCAUUUUGCAGAAUCAGCUGUUAAAGUACAUGAUGUAUGUGUCAGUGUUUCGCAAUUGCUGUAAUGCAUUGGCCCACGGCAUCUAUACUCAGUGGUAGAUCUAAUAGAUCAUUCACAUUGCUUCAGUUUUUAUGCAAGUUGUGCUGGCUAUCAUUUCAACAAGGUGGCAGUACCUUGCUUUGCAAUAUCUUUGAUCAUAUAUAUAGUUAAUCUAGAUGUUGUUUGUUGCCUUACCAAGAACAAAGAUUUUGUUUUAAUAUUGUUGAAAUUUAAAAGGUAAUUUUUUUGUUACUUUCUGUAUUGCACUUUCUUGGCAGACAUACCAUAUAUUUUCAUUGUGUGCAGAGACAUGUCAGAACAUGCUGUAGUGACUGCUGUUUAAACAGACCCAGCAACUUACACAAGUGCAUGCGCUGAUAGAAGGAGAAGCUCAUGAAUUAAGCAUGGGAUUGUGUGCCCACGGGGUACUGGCAGUCUAAGAGCAAGAAAGUAAUCCAUACUAGAAAAGUAAAUCUUAUUCACACUACGAUAACUUAAUGAUCUUUCGCAGAAAUGGAACAUGUACCAAGUUUCAGCUGCAUGGUCUGGAAUUUGUAAAUUUGUACUCAUUAGGGAAAUGCUGAAUUUCAUAAACUACUCAGAGUGUUGGCUUAUACCCUCUGCAGAUGCCUCUGCUCUUAGAAAACACCUCCAGAUCGAAGCACCAUUUGUGAUCUCACUUUUGCCCCAUCUUGCACCUGCAUUGCAACAUGCGUGCAUUGUGACGUAUCAACAAUAACCGGUUGAGGAGAGAAGGUUUGAGUCAAUUAGCCGCUGGCUGCACAGAUGAACAUAGGUACGAAACGAAUUGUACCGAGUGAGAUGCAAGUUAUGCACACUUCAAAUCCUGAUUUUCUUGGUGUGAGCUGCUUGCCGGGAUUUCACAGCUCCCUGUAUAGUUAUCGCUCUCUUGCAUGUGUAAAUAUCGUGUACAUAUAUACAUACUUCAUAUAUGCAAAUUUCGCCUGUAACUGCGGUGAAUUACCAGCGACAUAUUUUUACAAAGAUAAAUAAGAAUAAGGUUUAAUAAAGGUCGCACACUAUGGGCCAAAACAAUGCCUCUGAUUGUGACAGCACAAGGCUGUCUUCAUUUUUUUGUCACGAGAGAGUUUUCAAUGUUUGGUUUGUUUCUCACUGAACUGCUGGACUCCUGUGAACGGCCUGUGGUGGAAUGCAGAACCGUUCUGCUUCUUGGAUACUGACUGCCUUUUGUAUGUGUACAGUAUUGAGAUCUCUUCUGAUUUCUGUUCCUUCUUAGAAACUGGUUUUUUAUUUCUUUCUGCCAUUUCCUGAGCAGCGCCAUGGUUAUUCAUUUCUGACCGUUGCUGUGAUUAUAUGCUCAAUAAUCUAGCUCUGCUUCUGCCACAAAUAGUCAGAAAAUAUGUAUAUGUGUCUUGGCUGUUUGGCAUUGUGUGCAUUGCUUUUCUUAAUAGUUAAGCUCAAACAGCAGAUUUAGUUUAAGUAGUGCAGAGCAGCUAGGUACCCUAGUAUUUGCAUGUACAGUUGACUAAUUUUUCUCUGAGAAUUGAAUACAAGCAGUCACAUGUUUACACAAACAUUCUCAACACUUCAUCUGCAAUCCAUUGGUUUCAUAAGUUAUCCGCAGUAUUCUUGCCGAAAUGGUGCAGGAUAUAUAAGGAAUCAUUAUCGAUUCCUUAGGAAUAGCACAGAAUUUCUAUGGAAUUAAUAGUCGGCACUACAUUGGAAACAUCUCAGUAGAGGUAUGCCCGCCUACAGCUUUCAUAGGCUUUUGGAUAUUGAAGACAUGCGUGACAUUCAAUGCUUGUCAAAAGUAUCUGGGGAACUGUAGGCAUAACAAUACUUCCCCGAUGCUCCAGAGAUUUAGGCAGAAUUAUGCUCAUGCUUUAAGGGUUUCUGAACUCGGGGUAUCUAUUGAUCUUCCGGUAACUCAUGCUCAAUGGCUUGUGCAUUCUUGAUUGACCAAGUAUUUAUGUAGAUCCUCGUGAGCCUGGCUACAAGAAGGUGCAGUAUGUGCAGCCAUACACAAAAGCCAUAUGGCAAGGAAAGAUUUCUAAGUGACUUCGUGAUCCCUCUAAAUCAAGGCCGUCUUGUGGCCAGCAUGAAGUGCUUUCUCGAAAAAGGGCCCUACGGUGAUGAUCCCAACGUUGACUGCCUAAUGUGUGGAUGCGAAGAGAGCAUUUGCGAUGCCGCACUUUCAGAAUCACGGCGUGAACCUGUGCUUGUAGCAGCGGCAAUGGCUGCACAAAGCAAUUCCCAAACCCUGAAUGCAUGUCGACUACGAAAGCGGUGACACACUGAUGCAAUGUCCAUUUGAAUGUGGGAGUUCAUAGAGCCACCACCAAGGUAUGCGGUGUCCUUCCAGCCGAGCUAAUUAACUAAGGCACGGUGUUAUGGUCAAAACUGUAGGCGAGCGCCUUACAGACUCCCCCGAUAUUGCAAGAGCGUUAAACGUGAUCAAGCAACACUGUGAGAACAACUAUCAAACGCACACGCAGAGCUUCCAUGUGUAGCGGAACCGACCGAGUGGUCUUUAUUGCUGCGUAAUCGUUGGAUCCUGAACAGCGAUACAAUGCAAUCGCAACGGCAGACUAUGAAUAACCGUGGCGUUCGCCUCGUGUGGUUUGAUUUCUCUGUCUUGUUCAUAUGCGGUACGGUGUUCACGAUGAUAGGGUAGUGGUCCUGGGUUAAUUGCACGAACUUUGUCGUAGGGCGCACUGUCGCGCCUACCCUUUUUCUGUACUCUGUCGCCAGACCGCGUGAGAAGUGCGACUGAAUGUGGUCUCGGCGUACUUUAAUGUAGGUGUGUCCAUUGCUGACCGCUGAAAAGUGAGAGCUCUUUCUAGUUUGGAUUCGGGCCCACGAAUCGAGAAAAUGCCCGCGCCUCUGACUGAAUUGUUUUUUUUUUCUCACAUCUUUUUUUUGUUAGAUAAUGUCGUUAUUUGGUGAAGGCGCUAGCCGUGUAGACAAAGUAACAUGCAGAUUGAUUAAGUUUUUUGAAAAAUAAUUCUCGAUUGCGUAGUCGUUACUAUAUGUUGUGAAUUGGCUUGGCUACACACGUGGGAAGACAGCACUGUAAUUAUUCUCUUGGGAAUGAAUUGAAAAUCUCGUUUGCUCGACACAUGUACACUUCAUCCACGUAAAGCCGAGUGGGCGUUGAGAAGAUCUCUAUAUCAUAUAAAUUUCAUUCUUAUUUGACUUCGUUUAAUAGCGUACCAGCUCUCGUGUACAAACGAUGCAGAGUUGUUCCGCGGUGAUCUUGUUUCGAAAAAGCGAAGAGAUGACGAAAUUGGCAUUCUCGUACUGCUGCACUUGCCGUGAAAUCAUCUGAAAGAAACGGGACGCGCAAGAAAUUAGUGUAACGAUUAACCCGUAGUCAAUUUGUGAGGCUCGCGUUGCGAAACGUGCCCGUUUUGUUGGAUCAUGGUAAAAUAUUUGGCUAUGCAUGGUUUACAAAUAGCCUUACGAUUUUCUUUCGUUCUCCUUGUUACUCUUAACUAGUUCGCAUCGAACAAAUAAUCAUUCGUCUACACUUGUUAUUUAUUGUUUGUUAAUACAAGGGAACGCUCUCUUAAGAUGAACGGCCAUUUUGGCCAUGAAAUAAACGCAGUCCGUUGCAGGCGCGGUCAUUUCUCGAGGUGGUUGUUGCCCGACGGAUAGCGGAACUUGAGCAAUUUUUUGUCUUCGUAAUGAGCUCCUCCUUUCUGGGCAGACUGGCAUGAGAUUUUCGUCUUCUUUUUCACGAUUUUUAUGUUUUUUUUUUUUCAACAAUCAUUACAAUCUCUUUCGGGGACCUGCUAGUUUUAUCGUGUGGCAUUUUGUCCUUGUGGCGGAGAGAAUGCCUCAUCUGAUAUUUAAAAGACUCGUGAUUGUAGGAGUGUGUCUUUGUUCUCUCUCUCCUCCCUUUUUUUUUUUUUUGAUGUUCGAUGCCAAACCAACUUUGAAGUUGGAGUGCAACUACGCACAGGUUCUCAGUGACGACCUGAACAUUAAUUUCUGUUAACACAGAGAAUAAAGUUUUAAUGCAUUGAGUGUCUGUGUUUUGAUUGCAUUUUAUACGAGUUACCUGUUGGCAUUUUCAUGGGAGCUUCUUCGUUUGUUUUCUUGAAGGAGUGCUGACACAUACUUUCGAAGUUGUACACAAACACUACCACGGGCACUUCCCGCACGUAAAAAGGCAACAUUUCGCAAGUACGAGGUUGUGGGACACUUAUAAGAUAUAUUACUUUGAUAAUAAUUUAAUAAGGUUAUCUCGAGGUGCCUGACUUGGUGUCAUAGACAUCACCC